Aphanomyces astaci is the source of this 428-nucleotide messenger RNA. RefSeq lists its product as hypothetical. Lineage: Eukaryota; Oomycota; Saprolegniomycetes; Saprolegniales; Verrucalvaceae. The record is from RefSeq and is a predicted model, not a curated record. The transcript has a single exon. Bases 68 to 385 code for a protein of 105 amino acids.
CGCGACCUGUGCACUAGAAAAGGCGCAAACGAAAACGGCGACGCCCAGAGCCAUUUUCGAAUUUGACAUGUCUGGUCCCAUCCGUGUCCUGACCGAGCGCGUGAUGAGCCGCGGCUUCGAGCCGACCGUGACCCGCCUCCUCGACCAAAUGCAGUCCGUGGUGCGCAAGCAGCCGGGGUUCAUUUCGGUGGAAACGUGGGGCGACAUCCAAGAUCACCACAACCACGUGACGCUGUCGCAGUGGCGAACCCAACACGAGUACAAGGCGUGGGAGGAGAGUGUGGAGUACAAGACGCUCAGGGCGUCGCUGGUGGAAGUGUUGGAUACGCCCACGGAGCGCACGCGCAUCUUUCAAUCCCCCAAGGACGAAAUGUUCUUGCUUUGAACAAUUAACUGUUAAUUAUUGUGAAGUUACGUGUGAACCCAAA